Messenger RNA from Sclerotinia sclerotiorum 1980 UF-70, 1230 nucleotides. RefSeq lists its product as hypothetical. NCBI's taxonomy places the organism in Eukaryota, Fungi, Ascomycota, Leotiomycetes, Helotiales, Sclerotiniaceae. The transcript has 6 exons. Bases 1 to 1230 code for a protein of 409 amino acids. The record is from RefSeq and is a predicted model, not a curated record.
AUGUUUCUCUUCUUUUCACUGUUACUGCUCGCAACGCUUGGUUUCUCCUCUCCUACUUUUCGCAAAAGAGUUGUCACUUCUCUUGAUCAAACUGCUUUCGAAGAAGCCCAACAACGGGAUGAAACUGCAACGAGGGCUUUCUCGUCCGUUCCUAUUACAGUGGCUGCCUGUGAUGGCAGUAACGGGCAGCUUUGGGAUGUCCUUACGAGUGGGAAGCACAAUGAUGUGGCAGGUAGCAUGUUGGUUGUAAAUACAUUGGCUUGCUUGAAUUUUGAUCCUCGUCGUGCGGCAGGUAAUACUGUCAUCAUGUUUUCGUGCGGUGGUCGGGCUGAUGGAGGUACCUGUUUAUCUGCUACGACCGCAAACGUUCUCGAUGAAGCGCCUUGUGAUGAAAGUGAUUUUAGCCAAACAUUUACUUUUGGCGCUUCAAACACUUCCGCUGAUGCAGCAGCCGCCAGCUCUGUUGCUCCAGCAGCUUCAGAUGUAGCAGGAAUUCCAGCUUCGACAGCCUUAGUAACCCCGGCAGCCGCCAGCUCUAUUGCUUCAGCAGCUUCAGAUGCAGCAGCCAUUCCAGCUUCAACAGCCUUAGUAACUCCAGCAGCUAUCUCUUCGUUAUCUUCUCCUAGUUCAAUAGCUGUCACCGCGGCUACCGCCACUGUUCCCACAGGCGACCCAACGGCUCCUCUCCCAGUGACCCGUGCCGGAGGUGUGCUUGAUCCUUCAGCCGCUGCAGAAGCUAAUGCACUAGACAAUACUGCUGUAAAAGCCUUCUCGUCUGCCGCGUUGAAAGAUGCAUCUGGACAAUGUCUAUUCGUUGAUCCAACUGCAGGUGACUUUAGACAGAACCUGAUUCCAAUUACUCUACAAGCAUGUGAUGGAAGCCAAUAUCAAGCAUGGGACAUCGUUACAAGUGGGAAGCAUAACAAUGUUGCUAAUUCAGUGCUUGUGGUUAGCAGCUUAACUCAAGGAUGUCUUAACUUUGACCCGAGAAGACCUGCUGGCGACACAGUUAUUAUGUUCUCUUGUGGAGGAAGAGCUGAUGGCGAUGGUCUAGUAACAAACUCACAACUUUUCCCUUUUAUCGAAAAAGGCCAAACAAACAUUUUACUUGCCCCUGUAAAUGGGAAUAAUUCAACUUGUCUUGCGGCUAACGCUGCUGGGAAAUUGGAUUCUACUACUUGUAGUGAUGAUAAGGCUAGUCAAUCGUUCACUAUUGUUACGACAGAUUAG